GAAGUAUUUGAUGCAAAAAAUGAAGACAUUGUUGACAUUUAUCACCAUAGUUGUAGUGUAGGGGUUUUAAUUAAAUAAAUAGAGAAAAUGUUAAUGUUAAAUUUAAUACAAUCAAGAUCUGAUUUUACUUACUAUUCUUGGAAUUAUUCAGGAUGCUAUACACAAAGCACCUAUCUUCUUGUGAUGUGCCUAAAGUUGAUUUUUAUUAAAUUAAAUUCCUCUUCAGAGUACGUCUAUGGUUACCAAAACAAACAAAUUUUGACAAAUUAUUUCAACUCCAAGUACAAUGUAUGAAUAAUGUGUUAUUUAAUUUAUUCAAAAUACGAAUUAGAAAUGUUUGAAAUCUUUUAGCAUUCAUUAAAAAAGCACCUAAUACUCUCUACAUUUCAAAAAUGAACAGUGUAAAUGAAGAAGUUUUAACCACUGAAUCAAUUCCAUUAGCAAACAGAAAUGGAUUUGAAACCUUCCUAGUAAUAAUGCCCAGUCUGUUUUACACAUUAAUCACUGUAUUUAUAGAAACACAUUUCCAAUUGAAAAAGAAUGUUUGUUUAAUGUUGGAAAUGUGUUUAAUAAUAUUACCUGAAAUCUUAGGCAUGACUUUAUUAUCAGAAUAUCCCGGUAUGAUAUUGUAUACAAUGUUACUAAUUAGUAUGUUUCUUCUUACAUGGUUUUAUCAUAAGACAAUGAAGUUAAGAAAAAAUAUCGUUUUUGAUAGUAAAUUUAUUACAAAUAGUCGUUCUACUAUAAAUGUUUUAGCUGUGAUAGCGAUUUUAGCUGUAGAUUUCGAUGCUUUUCCAUCUAGAUUCGCUAAAACUGAAUCGCUAGGUUACAGUUUGAUGGAUACAGGAGUUGGAUUAUACGUAUUUGCAAAUGGGAUUGUAUCACCAGAAUCACGGGGGGUUAGAAAUCCAAUUACUAGAUCGAUUAAAGGAUCCUUAGCCCUCCUAAUUAUAGGCAUAGGUAGAUUCAUUUUGCUACGGAUUUUCCAUUACCAUGUCCCAGCGUCUGAAUAUGGAGUGCAUUGGAACUUCUUUAUAACUUUAGGGGUGACGAAAGUGUUUACAUCAUUUUUCUUAAAUGUGUUUAACGUUAAGCAUAUGUAUAUGAAUGCUCUAAUGCUUCUUAUGGCACAUGAAAUGCUGUUAGAAAGCGGUUUGAAGCAAUUCGUCUUCGAAGAUUCCCCUAGAGAUAAUUUUUUUAAAGCCAAUAAGGAGGGAAUUGUUUCUUCAUUGGGCUUCGUUGUUUUGUAUCUGUUUUCUGUUUAUUUUGGGUAUAUACUUAACAUAAAAGAUAAGAAUCAAUCUGUUUUCAAGGUGUUUAGAAAACAUUUGAUAGCAGUGUGUUUGUCUCUGUGUUUUUCUGUGGUUUUCCAGCAUUGUUUUGGAAUAUCUAGACGUUUAGCGAAUGGGGCUUAUAUAGGUUGGAUUCUGUUUUUGGGUAUUUUUUGUCAGACGAUUUUUUAUCUGGUUCAGGUGUGCCAAAAAGCCUUUUUUCGCACCGAUAUUGUACAAGUACCUUACAUUAACGAAGCAGUGAACUACAAUGGAUUGGUAUUUUUUCUAGUCGCCAAUGUAUUGACAGGUGUUGUCAAUUUAGUGAUAAAUACUAGAGAGUACAGUGACUUUCAAGCAUUUACCAUCGUUGUGGGGUACAUGACUAUCAAUAUCCUCGUGGUUAGUUAUUUGUAUGCCAAAGGCAUACAGCUGAAGUUUUAGAUAUUUUUUUUAAUAGAAAAACAUUUCCUACUGAAUCCUUAAAUUCAUUAAAGAUUUGACAUUCCGACCAAUAGAUUUUAAGUAUUGCACUGAUUCCAAGUCUCUUAUUAGCUUUUAAGUAGAUUAUAGCAAUUUUAAAUACACACUGUGUUAUUAUUAAUAAAUUAUGAUCAUAAUGAUAUAAAAUUGUAGUAGGUACAUUAUUUUUUGUUAAAAUAUACAGCAUUGUUCAAACAAGUUGAGGUAGUUAGGGUAAUCAGGGUUAAUUAUAAAAAAUAUACCAUUAAUUUUAUUGUUUAUUUUUGGAUAAAGACUUCUUGUUUAUGGCAAAGCUGAUGAUUAUGAUUAUUAUUAAAAUCACUGGUAACCACUUAGAAUAACCGUUACUUUAAAAUCACUG
Messenger RNA from Psylliodes chrysocephalus, 2115 nucleotides. Lineage: Eukaryota; Metazoa; Arthropoda; Insecta; Coleoptera; Chrysomelidae. The record is from the annotation of a GenBank genome assembly.